Messenger RNA from Striga asiatica, 438 nucleotides. NCBI's taxonomy places the organism in Eukaryota, Viridiplantae, Streptophyta, Magnoliopsida, Lamiales, Orobanchaceae. The record is from the annotation of a GenBank genome assembly.
AUGCCCCCCGACAUUUCGCUUCCGAGGGCUAUGACGGCCGAGGUGGGGGAGAAGCACGUGAGUCCGUGGAUGCUUAGGUGUUCGGUGGGGAUUCCCAUCUUUAUGCCGUACUCGUCCCACCCGCUCUUCACCGCCACGCAGUCGUCGCCAGACAUGAUGUACGCGUUGCGUAUGCGAAUAUCCGAGCAUGAAUCUGUUGUAGGAGAAUCGAUGAGGGUAAGAUUGGUUAUUACCACCUUGGUUGAAUACAUGAUCUCAAUCAAGUAUGGUCUUGUGAUGAGCGUGAAAUUACUUGUGAGACUGAACGACCCCGUCAACCAAUUUCCGGGCGGGACAAUGAGCAAUGCUCCGCCAAUUGACCCGUACGUGCUCAAAUCGGCAAUGGCCUUCUCAAACGCGGCCGUGUUUAAUGUCUUUCCAUCACCUUUCGCACCGUAA